Messenger RNA from Stegastes partitus (bicolor damselfish), 2543 nucleotides. RefSeq names its product UDP-glucuronate decarboxylase 1 (gene uxs1). Gene Ontology annotation, biological process: D-xylose metabolic process. Gene Ontology annotation, cellular component: cytoplasm. Gene Ontology annotation, molecular function: NAD+ binding; UDP-glucuronate decarboxylase activity. Lineage: Eukaryota; Metazoa; Chordata; Actinopteri; Pomacentridae. The transcript has 15 exons. The coding region runs from base 699 to 1958 and encodes 419 amino acids. The record is from RefSeq and is a predicted model, not a curated record.
ACUAAUCGCUCAUCUGCCAUUCCUCGGCCGAACUGAGAGCAGUAAACUCCGACAUGAACACUUGUGCACCGUUAUAAUGAGUGGCGGUUUUAUUUUUCCGGGGCUUACCUGAAUAUAUGCGUGACACAGGAUCCGUGUUUGUUGUUUCUUUGCGGUAACUAUGAACGUAAGAAAAAUACGUUAUCAGUUUAGUAGCCUGCUAGCUAGAGGUAGCUAACGUGAAGCUAACGGCUAACUGUUUGGGUCCACUGUGUUACUUGUUACCAAGACAUUAGCGCACUUUGUAAAUGUACCUUUAACACCCGUCUGCGAAGUAAAUUGCAUUGUGUAGCACCUAAUAUAGCUGCCCGGUGAUGAAUGGCGCUUACGGAUAAGUUUAGGUGUUGUUGUGACUGUUGACACUCCACAGUUUGGGUUGCCACCUGAUACUGUUUGCUACCUGUGUGUGUACGCCGCUAGCCACGUAAACUGGCUGCUGCUUGGUGUUGACGUAGCACGAGCAGCUAGUUCGCCUGCCCUGUUUAGCUAUUUACAUUUUAUGUUAAUUAGGGGUGCGAAGACAUUGCCAGCCUCCCUCCUAAAACAAGACAUCCUGAAGACGAAACUCCCCCGAGGACAUGAGCAGUUGUCACUCAAAAUGCUCUAGCUGGACUUGAACGUGUGGCUCGUUAGUUUCCUGAUCCAGUUGCAUUGAGCGGAUGAUGAAACGGGUCCUCUGGCUGAUAUCAGGCUUAAACAGAAGAAUGAUGAAGCUCCUUUUUGCCCUCGCUUUGAUUGCCUACAUUGCCUCUGUUUGGGGAACAUAUACGAACUUGAGAUCAAUACAGGAACAGGGAAAGAUGAAGAUUGAGCAGAGAAUUGAUGAAGUUAUUGCUCCGCUCAGAGAAAAGAUUCGCGAUCUGGAACAAAGUUUUUCUCAGAAAUACCCACCAGUGAAAUUCCUGUCAGAAAAGGAUCGGAAGAGAAUUUUGAUUACUGGAGGAGCUGGUUUUGUAGGUUCUCAUCUGACUGACAAGUUGAUGAUGGAUGGCCAUGAGGUGACUGUGGUCGACAACUUCUUCACAGGGAGAAAGAGAAAUGUAGAGCACUGGAUUGGUCACGAGAACUUCGAGCUCAUCAAUCAUGAUGUGGUGGAGCCUCUCUAUAUUGAAGUGGACCAGAUCUAUCAUCUGGCAUCUCCAGCUUCCCCUCCCAACUACAUGUACAAUCCCAUCAAAACACUCAAGACAAACACCAUCGGCACACUUAACAUGCUUGGCCUGGCCAAACGUGUGGGUGCAAGACUUCUGUUGGCUUCUACCUCCGAGGUUUAUGGAGAUCCAGAGGUGCACCCUCAAAAUGAGGAGUACUGGGGGCACGUGAACCCAAUCGGUCCUCGAGCAUGCUACGAUGAGGGGAAGCGUGUAGCAGAGACUAUGUGUUACGCCUACAUGAAACAGGAAGGAGUAGAGGUGAGGGUGGCGAGGAUCUUCAACACGUUUGGCUCCCGGAUGCACAUGAACGAUGGACGUGUCGUCAGUAACUUCAUCCUUCAGGCUCUACAAGGAGAACCCCUCACUGUGUAUGGUACCGGUUCUCAAACGCGAGCCUUUCAGUAUGUAAGUGAUCUGGUGAAUGGUCUGGUGUUAUUGAUGAACAGCAACAUCAGCAGUCCAGUCAAUCUGGGGAACCCAGAAGAACACACCAUCCUGGAGUUUGCACGUCUCAUCAAAAGUCUCGUUGUGAGCCGAAGCCAGAUCCAGUUCCUUCCUGAGGCUCAGGACGACCCGCAGAGGAGAAGACCUGACAUCCGAAAAGCCAAGAUGAUGCUCGGCUGGGAGCCAGUGGUGCCUCUGGAGGAAGGCUUGAACAAAACUAUUCAGUACUUCAGCAGAGAACUGGAGCACCAGGCCAACAACCAGUACAUCCCCAAACCUAAAGCUGCCCGCAUGAAGAAAGGACGACCCAGACACAACUGAGGCCGGCGUUCUCCAUCAGACCCUCGUUCGCAAACACAAAGAUUAAAGACUCCUUAAAGAGCAACUCAAUUUUCUCAAUUUUCUCUCUCUUAAAACUCUCUUUAUAAAGAUAGUGCUGUCUUGUGUUGGAGCUGCCGCUGCAUUGGGGGUGAGGGGUUCCUUGUCAGAACUCAUGUGGGUGAUGGACAAGCCUGAAUCAAAGAAGCAAGAAAUCUGAAACCCAGCCGACCUUUUUGUGAAUUUGUGCUUUUGCUAUUUAAAAUCGCCGUCUUGAGAAUCCUAUACAAACAUCUCACACUGUGCACCCGUGCUUUGUUUUUGUCGGUUUCACUGUGUUUCGUCUCUGGAAACGAGCUACCUGAGUUUGUUUUCCCACUGGACGCUUUGUCCUCUCACCAGUGGCGUGCUGGCACCCUGUUGGAUGUUCAUGCAGCGCACUGCAGGACUGGACAGAUCCUCGAGCAAGACUGUUACAACAUCAUUGUGUGUUUUUCAAGACGUCAUCGUGUUUGUGAAAUCUCAUUAUCAAGAUGUGCAUUAUCAAUUUGAGGUGAAGAUGCUAUUUUAAUAAAAAUAUUUCCAAUA